UAUUGUUAAUGUUUUUAAUAAUAAGUUAAUAUAUGAUAAUAACUAAACUUCAAUAAACAUCAAAACAAUUGUUUAGUUUUACAAAAUUAAAUCAUAAUUAUUAUUAUAACUUUGUGUAUAUCCUAUGAUAUAAUUACAACAACAAAAAAUAAUAUUAAAUAAAAUGAGUGGACCCGUAGGUGGUAAUCAAGCAAUGACGACAACUAGCGGCCAAUUGAAAGCCCAAAUCGGACCGUCCAUUUUGAAUGCCGACCUGUCAUCGCUGGCCAAUGAAUGUCAUCGAUUGUUGGGCUGCGGCGCCGAUUAUCUGCAUUUGGAUGUAAUGGACGGCCACUUUGUACCCAAUCUGACAUUUGGUCAUCCGAUGGUGGCCUCGUUGCGUCGAUCGGUGCCCGUAGCCUUGUUCGACAUGCAUAUGAUGGUUAGCGAACCGCUUAAGUGGGUACAGGCCAUGAGUGACGCCGGUGCCAAUCAAUACACGUUUCACUACGAGGCCUGCGGCGAUGAUGACCAGCAAGUGUUUGACUGUAUUAGACGGGUACGCGAGGCCAACAUGCGGGUCGGACUCGGUAUCAAACCUAACACUCCAGUCGAUAAGUUGUUCCCGUUUAUCGAAGAGUUAGAUCUUGUACUUGUCAUGACUGUAGAACCGGGAUUCGGUGGACAAAAGUUUAUGACCGAUAUGAUGACCAAAGUGGAGACAUUGAGACAACGGUAUCGCCAAUUGGACAUUGAGGUCGAUGGUGGCGUUUCGCUCGAUACGGUUGGCCAGUGCGCCGAUGCCGGUGCCAAUUGGAUUGUUUCGGGAACUGGUAUUAUCAAUGCACCAAAUCCUCAGCAAGUGAUUAGACAAAUGAGAGAUGUGGUCAAUGAGGCCAUCGAAAGGUCACAAUUAGAUCGUUAA
Messenger RNA from Oppia nitens, 904 nucleotides. RefSeq names its product ribulose-phosphate 3-epimerase-like (gene Rpe). Lineage: Eukaryota; Metazoa; Arthropoda; Arachnida; Sarcoptiformes; Oppiidae. The transcript has 2 exons. Gene Ontology annotation, biological process: carbohydrate metabolic process; pentose-phosphate shunt, non-oxidative branch; pentose-phosphate shunt. Gene Ontology annotation, cellular component: cytosol. The record is from RefSeq and is a predicted model, not a curated record. The coding region runs from base 164 to 904 and encodes 246 amino acids. Gene Ontology annotation, molecular function: metal ion binding; D-ribulose-phosphate 3-epimerase activity.